AAAUAUUACUAUUUCCAUGCCAUUUGUGUUCUCUUUAAUAUUUUUUGUUUCAGAUUACUACGUGGAUGCCUCACGAGAAUCACCUGCUUCAAUUUCAGAUAACACUUUACGUCACAUUCUGCAACUAGUUUCUUUAGGUACUGGUUUAAGAGUCCCAUCGCCCCUUAGCUUGAGAACCAGAGAAAAAUCACUAAAAAGAGCACGAAUUAGUGUACCGCAACAGCGCGCCCAAUAUACCCCUCGCAACCAAGAAUUUACGAUUGGAUCGGAAUUCUUGGGAAAACGUUCUUAUAGUGAGCCAGAGGACAAAAGAAUGGGGUCAGAAUUUUUAGGUAAAAGAAUGGGAUCGGAAUUCUUAGGCAAGAGAAUGGGAUCCGAAUUUCUGGGGAAACGAAUGGGAUCUGAGUUUUUAGGAAAGAGAAUGGGAUCAGAGUUUUUAGGCAAAAGAAUGGGUUCAGAAUUUUUAGGAAAAAGAAUGGGCUCGGAAUUUUUGGGCAAGAGAUCGUAUGAAGAUGAUGACACAAUGGAUGAUUUACCUUACAAAAGAAUGGGCUCAGAAUUUUUGGGUAAACGAUUAGAUGAUAUCAGUGACGAAGAGCAAAGCCAGGAAGACUCUAUCUUCCAUUCCAAUCGUUCUCAAUCAUCUGAACAUCAGAAAAGAAUGGGGUCAGAAUUUCUUGGCAGAAAAAGGAGAGAUGUCGAAUUUGAACGGAAGUGGAAUUCUGGAGCGUAGGGUGAGAGGGAGAUGCAAUACGUGUUUAUUUUGUGUGUCUGUCUUCUUGUCGAAUGUGUGUUUUGGAAUGAUCAAACGUGUUUGGACAACG
Messenger RNA from Parasteatoda tepidariorum (common house spider), 824 nucleotides. Lineage: Eukaryota; Metazoa; Arthropoda; Arachnida; Araneae; Theridiidae. The record is from RefSeq and is a predicted model, not a curated record.